This is a messenger RNA of Drosophila biarmipes, 1191 nucleotides long. RefSeq names its product odorant receptor 49a (gene Or49a). NCBI's taxonomy places the organism in Eukaryota, Metazoa, Arthropoda, Insecta, Diptera, Drosophilidae. Gene Ontology annotation, molecular function: odorant binding; olfactory receptor activity. The transcript is spliced from 4 exons. Gene Ontology annotation, cellular component: plasma membrane. The record is from RefSeq and is a predicted model, not a curated record. Gene Ontology annotation, biological process: detection of chemical stimulus involved in sensory perception of smell; sensory perception of smell. Bases 1 to 1191 code for a protein of 396 amino acids.
AUGGAAAAGCAGCGUUCUUACGAGGAUUACACCUACAUGGCCAACGUCAUGUUCAAGACCCUGGGAUAUGAUCUAUUUGACUCAUCCAGACCCAGAUGGCAGAAUCUUCUGCUACGCAGCUAUUUUGUGCUGUGCGUGGUGAGCAACUUCUACGAGGCUUCAAUGGUGACUUUAAGGAUCCUUCAGUGGGAGUCCUUGGCCGGUAGCCCGUCCAAAAUUAUGCGGCAAGGUCUCCACUUCUUUUACAUGUUCAGUGCCCAAGUGAAGUUUGUCACAUUUAUGACAUAUCGAAAACGCUUACGUUUGCUGAGUAAUAACUUGAAGGAAAUAUAUCCGCAUGAUGAGCAAAAGCAAAGGGAGUACGGUGUGAACCGAUUUUACUUAUCGCGAACAACUCGCUAUGUCUUAGGUUUAUAUUACUUUACAAUGGUCCUCAUGGCAUUAGGACCUCUCAUUCAGUCCUGCAUUGUGUAUCUGAUAGGGUUCGGAAAAGCCGAGUUUCCCUAUCUACGCAUUUUCCCCACGCGUCUUAGCUUCGAUUCAGAAUCGCCCUUGGGGUAUGUGGCCGGCUAUGUAAUAGACUUUACUUAUAGUCAAUUUAUCGUGAAUGUGAGCUUGGGAACAGACCUAUGGAUGAUGUGUAUUUCCAGUCAGAUCUCAAUGCACUUUGCCUAUCUGGCCAAGUUAAUUUCAUCCUAUUGUCCGAGUAGAGAAACAGAAGAACAAGACUGCAAUUUUCUGGCAAUAGUGGUUACAAGACAUCAACUAAUUCUCCGCUAUCACAAGGAUGUAAAUAUUGUAUUCGGACUCCUUUUGGCCUCCAAUCUUUUCACCACUGCCAGUUUACUCUGCUGUAUGGCCUACUAUACCGUAGUGCAGGGUUUUAACAUGGAGGGCAUUUCGUAUAUGAUGCUCUUUGUGAGUGUUGCAGCCCAAUUUUAUAUGGUCAGCUCACAUGGACAAAUGCUCAUCGACUGGAGUACCAAAAUAGCAGAGACUGCCUACGAAAGCAGGUGGUUUGAGGGUUCUUUGCGAUACCAAAAGAAAAUACUCUUUCUAAUGGGCCGGGCACAACGUCCUGCAGAAAUUUCAGCAAGAGGAAUUAUUAUUAUUUCUCUUGAUACCUUUAAGAUAUUGAUGACCAUCACAUACCGUUUCUUUGCGGUAAUACGCCAAACUGUAGAAAAAUAG